UAAAGUACACGUUAAUUAAAAUUUCUUGUUCUAUUACUUUAGACUGAAUUACAAUUAGUAAGUUAUCAUAUCAUGCUUAGUAAUAUAACAUUAACUAUGUUGUACAACAUUGAAGAAAUAGGGAAUGUCAGGCGUCAUCAUGUCAACAUGAAAAAGGGUAAGUUCAAUUUUUCCUUUUGGCAAUUCAGAAUUGUUUUCCCUGUCCACUUCCCUCGGAUAGGGAAAACAAUAUUUGGCCGCCAUCUUGGAUUUCGAAAUGCGCUUUUUGGCGCAUUUCUGAAAUCCAAGAUGGCGGCCAAAAACUCGCCAAAUUCAGCCAAGAGCCGGGUAUAUAGUUUUAAUCUUUAGUCUGAUUUCUAAAUUCCUGUUUACAUUUCCAGUUUUUGAGUGUUGACAAUGCCUACUACAUGUUGUGCAUACGGUUGUUCAAAUAACAAUAUGAAAGACAGAUGUAAAGAAAAUAAGAUUUCCUUCCAUCUGUUUCCUAAGGAUGAAAAUCUGCGUAAAGAGUGGAUAGUAAGAAUAAAAAGGGAAAACUUCAAUCCAACCCCCACUACCAGAAUUUGCUCUGAACAUUUUGAAGAAGAAUGUUUCACAUACCAGCCAUUCACGAACAGGAGGUCAUUAAAGGCAGAUGCUGUGCCAACGAAAUUUAUUUUUAUUUCGACUAAAGGAACCACUCGUAAGCGAACUAGUUAUGUAUUUGGUGAACCAUCACAGGAAAGUUCAAGAGAAAAGAGAGCAAAUAUUCCUGUUUGCAUAAGGAAGACAGUAUCAUCACAAACUGACGAGUCUUUUUUGUUAAUUUUAAACGAAUUUUGUCAAAUGAGAGACCAAUUGGAUGCUGCACAAAAUAAUGUUUUAUUGAAUGUGUUUUCUUCAGCUAAUGAGAGGAUAAAAGUAAACAUGAAAUGUGUAACAGGUUUCUCUCAUGAGACGUUUAUGACAAUAUUCAACUUUUUAAAUUUAUCGGAAGAUUUGUUAAAGAAAGAUAGAAUGCCACCUAUUGAUCAAUUUUUCAUGUUUCUAGUGAAAAUUCGAACUGGAACCACAAAUGAAUUCCUAGGAAUAAUUUUUAAGAUAGCUUCUUCUACAGUUUCAAAGAUUUUCAAUUGUGUAACGAGAAUUGUUUCUACUAAGCUUAAAUGUGUGAAUAUAUAGCCAAAAAAAAACCCAAGUUAAAGAG
Stegodyphus dumicola is the source of this 1186-nucleotide messenger RNA. RefSeq lists its product as uncharacterized. Lineage: Eukaryota; Metazoa; Arthropoda; Arachnida; Araneae; Eresidae. The record is from RefSeq and is a predicted model, not a curated record.